UCUCUCUCUCACACACACACACACACACACCCACACACACCCUCUCUCACAUACACACACACACUCUCUCCCUCUCUCACACACACACACACUCCCUCUCUCACACACACACACACACACUCCCUGUCUCACACACACUCUCUCUCUCUCACACACACACUCCCUCUCUCACACACACACACACACUCCCUGUCUCACACAAACACACACUCUCUCCCUCUCUCACACACACACAUGCUCUCUCCCUCUCUCACACACACACACACACUCUCUCCCUCUCUCACACACACACACUCCCUCUCUCACACACACACUCUCUCUCUCUCACACACACACACACACUCCCUGUCUCACACAAACACACUCUCUCUCUCUCACACACACACUCUCUCCCUCUCACACACACACACACACACUCUCUCCCUCUCUCACACACACACAUGCUCUCUCCCUCUCUCACACACACACUCUCUCCCUCUCUCACACACACACACUCUCUCUCUCACACACACACUCUCUCUCUCACACACACACACACACACUCCCUCUCUCACACACACACACUCUCUCUCUCACACACACACUCUCUCUCUCUCACACACACACACACACUCCCUGUCUCACACAAACACACUCUCUCCCUCUCUCACACACACGCUCUCUCCCUCUCUCACACACACACACACUCUCUCUCCCUCUCUCACACACACACACACACACACUCCCUGUCUCACACACACACACUCCCUCUGUCACACACACACUCCCUCUCACACACACACUCCCUCUCUCACACACACACACUUUCUCUCACACACUCCCUCUCUCACACACACACACACAAACUCUUCACACACACUCUCUCUCACACACACACUCUCUCUCACACACACUUUCUCUCACACACUCUCUCACACACACACACACACUCUCUCACACACACACACUCUCUCACACACACUUUCUCUCACACACACUCUUCAUACACACACACUCCCUCUCUCACACACACUCCCUCUCUCACACACACUUUCUCUCACACACACACUCUCUCUCACACACACUUUCUCUCACACACUCUCUCAUACACACACACUCCCUCUCUCACACACACAUCUCUCUCUCUCACACACACACACACACACAUCAAUCCUUGUUUAUCUAAUAACUUGUUAGAAACAGCACAAGUCAUGAUAAUAUUUCUGAAGUAACUGAGUUACUAACUGAGGUUUGGACGCAUCAUUUGUUUUGAACCAGCAACGGCAGAUUUUUCCUAAUGUUUUAAAAUGUACUUGUUCAUUGAACUGUUGUAUAUAAGCAAUAACACAUGAGCAAGAGUGCGAUAUGUCCCUAUAUCAGCACUGCUGUGAUUACCUACAACACUCGACCUGCAGCCGAAUCCCAGCAGUGCCGAUAUAGGAUCAUAUAGCACUCUUGCUCAUGUGAUAUUGCUUAAAUAAUAAACCUGAGGGUCCCACAGUUAUAAUUUAAUAAUAUGCAAAAUUCAACGGUUUAAAAAAAUCAAAUAUCAAUGAAAUAUCACACGGUCAUACGGACACUUUCAUUAUACAUCGUCCUUUUGUGGAGCUUGAAAAAAAUCAACAUCCAAUUUUGUUGCAUGAAAACAGAAGCUCAGAGGUUCUGCAGAACGGGUCAUACGGGUUUUGAACUACAUGAAUGUGAGCAAACGAUGACAGAACUCUUCCUGUUAUACAAACACACAACGCUUCUUACUCUUGUACUUUUUAUCUUACAUGAUCUAGAACUCUUGAUAGAUUUUUGCACACUUGAAUCUCUGUACAUGUAAUAUAUAUGUAUAUAAUGUCACGUGUACAGCCUAUGAUGAAAUCUCCCUCAUUGUUCCGUGUCUCGCUGGACAGAUGAAGGACGAGCCGUCUGCUGCUAGCGCUGCUGCUUAGAGUUUGUGUGGAUGAUAUUAAAGCACAACACACUGCCAACCUGAUCCACGUGUUCUCUUGAGUGCAUGUAUGAUGUUGGAAAAUGAUCUAAAUGAUGUUUUUGGCGCUAGAAUCCUCGACUGACAUGAUGCCACAUAAAUGAUGCUGACAUGAUGCUGUGUACACACUGACUUCCGGCGACACGAGCUGUCGCGACCGUUGGCGACUAAAUGUGGGCGUGUCCAGCGAUGCGACAAAGUUGAGACAAGUUCAACGUUAUUCAAAUGAAGAGCGACUUACGGAAGCGACAGCCAAUAGGAGAGAUGACGGGAGAGCUCACGUGAUCCCUCUCUCUCUCCUGCAGUAACGGAAAGAUGGAUGAAAGGAUCAUUCUUGCUGUAAGAUGUCUCUUCCCACGUACAAGGACAUUUUUGAGAGAAAUACCGCGUGGAAAGGCGUAUCUGACAUCGCGGGGUUUCCAAGCCGGUUCUCGCCUCCUCCUUGCCCAUCUUAACCCCCUUACAUUGGUGCCAAAACCCGGGAAGGAGGAGGGAUGCCCGUCGCAGAGUCCUCCACACUACCGUCCACCCAGGGGAGCGCCGCUACCAUCUGCCGGGUGACGGAGUAGCCUGACCGUCCGGACGCGGGGAACGGCCGCCGUCCACGGGGCGAGUGGAAACUGGAUUCCCCGACCUCCUGGAGCGAUGGAGCCGCUGCCAGGGGCGGAGGAGUGCCCUGCCGUCCCCCAGAAACGUGGAGGGGUCAAGGGAAGUAACUCCCCGAUCGCCUGGAGCGGUAGGGCCGCUGCCAGGGGCGGAGGAAUGUACCCAGGUGCCGCCAGAAAAGCGGAGGGGCGUUCUGUCCGCUGGGUGUCGGAGAUUUGACUCCGGUUCGCCCGGAGAGGAGCGGCUGUUGUCCGCCGGAGAAUGUUCGAGGACCACGCGACGGUACAUCAGAGAACCGGUCGUGGAAGGCGGGGAUGUCCUAACGGGGCGCAAAGCACGCCCCUCCCCUGGGAAAGAGAGGAGGGGGGGAAUAGGUCAUGCCGGUGGGCCUGCGGUAACGCCGGGAGGAGUGUGGAGCGGAGGGGGGCGGGGCCGGGCUAGAAUGUUGCAUGCCCGGUCCCCAAUCGGCCUGAUGGGGCGCACGAGGGAUAAAGGCGGCCGGUGACGACGGUUCGAGAGAGAGAAUUACGGGCAUGUCCGUCAUGUGUGUGUGUUUAUGUUUGUGCUUUUGGUUUAAGUUUCCAUUAAAUUUUGACAAGCCGGUUCUCGCCUCCUCCUUGCCCAUCUUAACCCCCUUACAUGUGUCUAUAUGGAUAGUAUGGCAUGACCCCUUUAAAAGUAGCAAGAAAUUGACACCACAACAAAGACCACCAGAGCCACAUAUAAAGAUAGAACUGUUUAAUAGUGGCUAUAGGUAAUGCUAUUUGACAUUAAUAAUAAAAAACAAAAACAAUAAACAAGAAUGGCUACAUCUCUGUUCAGCAGUUUGUUAACAUCAGUAUUAUUUAGCGCAGAAUAAAGAGCAUCAAUCAACAAGAAACAGAAACUAAACAAACCCUUCACAACGUCUCCAUGCGACAGAUUUGAGACGUCACCGCACAAAUGAAUCGUGUCAAUGUUGAUUCCGGCACUAAAUACAUCACUGGUGACUGUAGAUAUAGAUUCUUGUGAUCGUGGCUUAACAUGGCACUUCAACUUGAGCAUUCAUUCAAAGAAAUCGAUCUCUUAGCCGAUAGAAUUGGGAUUCUAUACUUUUCCGAUUCAUCCAUUUUAAUCCUGAGAUCAACGUUCAUCAUGGCUCGAGGUAAACGCCUGGACGAAUCGCUCUUGCUUUGUGCUAUCAAAAGCUGAUGCUACUACAACAGAGUUCUUGUUGUCUUCUGAAGCUCCAAAAACGUAAUUUAAUAAACGUUGUUGGAGCUUGCGAAUGUUAAAUGAAAGUGUUAAAGCCAGUACGCACACUUGUGUUUGACACAAUGAACAAACACCAGCUUGAUUCAAGCAAAAUGUUCCACUUUGAAGCAUUCAUGGACAUUUAAAAUGGUUCAAAUCGAGACAUCCAAGAGUUACAAUGUUACAAACAAGUCGCUCGCUUUGCAUUUUUUUAACAAAAAUAGACACGGCUCGACCAGCCUCAGUAUUCCCUUUUAUAUCGUCUUGUAAAAAAAUCACAUGGGCAUAUAUAUACAGGAGAUACACGACUUUCUCAAGAUUUACAAAGUUUUCAUUC
This is a messenger RNA of Xyrauchen texanus (razorback sucker), 4133 nucleotides long. RefSeq lists its product as uncharacterized. The record is from RefSeq and is a predicted model, not a curated record. NCBI's taxonomy places the organism in Eukaryota, Metazoa, Chordata, Actinopteri, Cypriniformes, Catostomidae. The transcript has 3 exons. The coding region runs from base 235 to 1176 and encodes 313 amino acids.